GUUGAUACAGUCAAGUACGUUGCGCAGCAAUCUCUACGGCAUUCGACUACAGUGUUGUACCGGUAUUGGAAAGUAUUCAGAACUUUGUUACUCGCAGUCAGGAUAACUAUAUUUAUUCUUAAGACGUAAUUUAACGAGCAAAAUCAUUUCGCGUUUCUUUCGCCAGUACAUUUGAGCUAUCGAAAUAUCAAAAUGGCAGGUGAUCGCUUCGAUCUGGUGAUUUUUGGUGCUACAGGAUUUACAGGAAAAUAUACAGUUAAAGAAGCUGCUCGAUUGGCAAAGGAAAAGUCAAUCUCAUGGGGUGUAGCAGGACGUCGAAAGGAAGCUUUAGAAGCUGUCCUUAAAGAAUUUGCUCCUGAUUUUGAUAAUAUUCCUAUUAUCAUUGCGGACGUCAAUGAUGAAGAAUCUCUAAAGAAGAUGACAGAACAAGCCAAAGUGAUAGUUAACUGUUGUGGACCAUAUAGAUUUUUUGGUGAACCUGUUGUUAAAGCCUGUAUUGCAACUCGUACUCAUCAUGUUGACGUCAGUGGAGAACCUCAGUAUAUGGAACGGAUACAAUUAGAAUACAAUAAAGCUGCUCAAGAAGCUGGUAUAUACAUAGUCAGUGCUUGUGGUUUUGAUAGUAUUCCUUGUGAUCUUGGUGUUAUUUUCACACAACAGAAAUUUGAAGGUGAAGUUAAUAGCAUUGAAACCUACUUAAAUACUUGGAAAACAGAAAAUGCUGCUGGUGGUGCAGCGAUUCAUUAUGGGACUUGGGAGUCCGCAGUUUACGGACUGGCACACGCAAACGAAUUGCGCGAAUUGCGUCGUAAACUUUAUCCUGAACCCUUACCAGACUUGGAGCCAAAAUUAAAGUCAAGAGGAAAAGUUCAUAAAAGUGCGUUAUCUACUGGAUACUCUGUACCGUUUCCAGGAGCAGAUCGUUCGAUUGUUAUACGCUCCCAACGGUUCUUAUAUGAAAAAUAUAAGCAGAGGCCAGUUCAAAUACAGACUUAUGUGACGUUCAAAUCGGCACUGUCGUUGAUGGCAACUGCUAUUGUUGGUUUGUUCUUCUCAUUGCUGACCAAAUGUGAAUGCGGGCGGAAACUACUUUUAAAGCAUCCGAAGUUUUUCUCGGCUGGGUUCGUCAGCCAUGAGGGACCAAAACCGGAAACUAUGGAGAAUACCCACUUUUCCAUAACGUUUAAGGCUAGUGGCUGGACAGAAAAAUUAGCAGAACCAACUGAUAAGCAUCAGGAGCCACCUAACAAAGAUUUAAUUACCAAAGUCUCAGGUGUCAAUCCUGCAUACGGUGCUACAUGUACUGCUCUUCUAUUAUCCGCUAUUACAAUUCUUAAGGAGGCUGACAAAAUUCCUGAUAACGGUGGCAUUUUACCUCCUGGUGCUGCUUUUGCGAAAACAUCAUUGAUUGAAGAGUUGAAUAAGAACGGUUUUAAAUUUGAAGUUAUCUCCUCCAUCGAAAAGUAAAGGUAUUUCAGUUUGAGUAUUUUCGGUUACCAGCCUCCUUCUACAAGUAAUAAGUAUCAGUAUAAAGGGACGUGUUACAGAUUAUCGGCUGAAUCUAUAGAUUUAUUUCAUUAAUUUACUAUUCAAAAUCUUUAACUCGAAAAGAAAUUUGUAAUUUUUAUUUACAUUACCCUUAGUCUAUAACAUGCUUUGCGUUUGAGUGAUGUCGUAAUCAGUUUGUUUGUUUGAUAUUUUUUUAAUUACAUUUGAUUCACAAAACAAGUUUUAUGGCGUGGCUUAAUUUACUAUUAUAUGUGAAAAACCAAAAAAAAUUGGACACUGUUUAUUGUGAUGUUCAAUUAAAUUUUUAAUUAUUUAUUCACGUUUGAAGAUGUAGAAAGGUAAGAUUCUUGGAAUUUGCCAAUAUGGAUUCACGUUUUCUUUCUAUAUUUGAAACUACUGAGAAAGUUUCAUAAAGCACAAGUAUUUCAUACAAAAAUUUCAUACAAAAAUUUCAUACUUGACUGAAUAUUCUGCUGGUUAUAAAGGGAAUUGAUCGAUUGAUUAUCAGACUUUUAUCCUAAAGCGAAAGAAAAUCCCCUAGCAGGUUUGUUACUUUGCAGCAUAAGUUAAAUUAAAAUAAAGAACAUAUACAUGUGUUGAAUACUUGUAUUCCAUCGUAAAGUAAUAUUCAAGCUAUUUUGUGCUCAAUUACAGGGGAGAGUUUAAAAAUAAAUAACCAUAUAAGACCA
Messenger RNA from Cephus cinctus (wheat stem sawfly), 2198 nucleotides. Its product is annotated as saccharopine dehydrogenase-like oxidoreductase. Lineage: Eukaryota; Metazoa; Arthropoda; Insecta; Hymenoptera; Cephidae. The record is from RefSeq and is a predicted model, not a curated record. Gene Ontology annotation, biological process: glycolipid biosynthetic process. Gene Ontology annotation, cellular component: lipid droplet; plasma membrane; mitochondrion. The coding region runs from base 193 to 1467 and encodes 424 amino acids. The transcript has 8 exons.